Molecule: messenger RNA, 845 nt
Organism: Pocillopora verrucosa
Lineage: Eukaryota; Metazoa; Cnidaria; Anthozoa; Scleractinia; Pocilloporidae
Product: charged multivesicular body protein 6-A-like
Biological process (GO): vesicle budding from membrane; late endosome to vacuole transport via multivesicular body sorting pathway
Cellular component (GO): multivesicular body; ESCRT III complex
Source: RefSeq, a predicted model, not a curated record
AAAACCAAGAUGGCGGUGGUUUACUAACCCUUCACUUCCUGUUUAGGAACGAAAACAUUCAAAAUGUGUUAGUUCUCUUGUGGCUAAAUCGACCUAAUACGGCUUAAAUCGAAGUCUGAACGAGAUAGGAAAUUAUCUUUACUGGAACAACAUGGGAUCUCUAUUUAGCAAGAAGAAAGAGCCUGGGCCUGAAAAACCAAAGAUUACAGAACAAGACAAAGCAGUUUUGGCAUUGAAGCAGCAGAGGGACAAGUUAAAACAAUACCAGAAAAAGAUACAACUCAAUCUUGAAAAAGAAAGACAAUUGGCAAAAAAGUUGUUGCAGGAAGGAAAGAAAAAUAAAGCAAAGCUUCUGCUUAAGAAAAAGAGAUACCAGGAACAGACAUUGGAGAGGACAGACAACCAGCUGGAGAACUUAGAAAAAAUGGUACAAGAUGUUGAGUUUGCUCAAAUUCAACUUCAAGUAGCUGAUGGACUGAAGCAAGGAAAUGAAGCUCUGAAGAAAAUGCAUGAGAUAAUGUCCAUUGAAGAUGUAGAAAGAAUAAUGGAUGAAACCAGGGAAGGAAUUGAGUAUCAGAGGGAGAUUGACGAACUUUUAAGUGGAAGUUUGACUCAGGAAGAUGAAGAUGCUGUGUUACAAGAAUUAGAGGAGAUGACAAAGUCUGUGACAGAGAAGCUUCCAGAAGUACCAACAGAAGAACCAUUACCAGAAGUUCCCUCAGAAGAACCUGUUGAGAAAAGACCACAGAAGGAAAAGAAAGAUGAAAGAAAAGCAGAAGUGGUCCCAGCAUUAUAGACAUAGCUGGAGUGUUUCUAUCAUGAUGAUCAAAUUAAUUCAUGUUACC